This is a messenger RNA of Myotis brandtii (Brandt's bat), 2562 nucleotides long. It is a transcript of the gene ASIC2, whose product is annotated as acid sensing (proton gated) ion channel 2. The coding region runs from base 406 to 1944 and encodes 512 amino acids. Lineage: Eukaryota; Metazoa; Chordata; Mammalia; Chiroptera; Vespertilionidae. Gene Ontology annotation, biological process: sodium ion transmembrane transport. Gene Ontology annotation, cellular component: membrane. The record is from RefSeq and is a predicted model, not a curated record. The transcript is spliced from 10 exons. Gene Ontology annotation, molecular function: ligand-gated sodium channel activity.
ACAGGCUCCGAGCUGCUCAGCGACUUGUUUUAAGCAUUUUCUCCCUCGCUCUCGCUUUUAAUCUUGUCUCUAGUGGCGUGUGUAGGGGGGAGGACUGUAUUUCCAUUGGCUAAGCUCUCCCUUCCCACCCACAUCUCUUCCACAUCACCUUGGUGUCUCCCUAAAUAAAACCAGCCCUCCUUAUCGCCUGGAAAAAAUCAGGAGCUAGAGUUUGAAUGGGUUUUAUAUAAACACUCACCCCCGUCAGCUGGCGGCUGGGCUGUCAGGAUAAACUCACCGCACCUGGCCUGAUGCUCGUCUGGGGUUCUCUCCCUUGAACGGCAAGCUUUAAGCUGAGCUGGAGGACUGGGAACUCUCUGAAAUCUGAUCAACCUGAAGCCAGUGGCGGAACUGCACAGGGUCCCCAUGGACCUCAAGGAGAGCCCCAGCGAGGGCAGCCUGCAGCCCUCUAGCCUCCAGAUCUUUGCCAACACCUCCACCCUCCACGGCAUCCGCCACAUCUUCGUGUACGGGCCGCUGACCAUCCGGCGUGUGCUCUGGGCCGUGGCCUUCGUGUGCUCCCUGGGCCUGCUGCUGGUGGAGAGCUCCGAGAGGGUGUCCUACUACUUCUCCUACCAGCACGUCACCAAGGUGGACGAGGUGGUGGCCCAGAGUCUGGUCUUCCCAGCUGUGACCCUUUGCAACCUCAACGGCUUCCGCUUCUCCAGGCUCACCACCAAUGACCUGUACCAUGCCGGCGAGCUGCUGGCCCUGCUCGACGUGAACCUGCAGAUCCCGGACCCCCACCUGGCCGACCCCGCCGUGCUGGAGGCCCUGCGGCAGAAGGCCAACUUCAAACACUACCGACCCAAGCAGUUCAGCAUGCUGGAGUUCCUGCAUCGCGUGGGCCACGACCUGAAGGAUAUGAUGCUCUACUGCAAGUUCAAAGGGCAGGAGUGUGGCCACCAAGACUUCACCACGGUGUUUACAAAAUAUGGGAAGUGUUACAUGUUUAACUCAGGCGAGGAUGGCAAACCUCUGCUCACCACGGUCAAGGGGGGGACAGGCAACGGGCUGGAGAUCAUGCUGGACAUUCAGCAAGAUGAGUACCUGCCCAUCUGGGGAGAGACAGAGGAAACGACGUUUGAAGCAGGAGUGAAAGUUCAGAUCCACAGUCAGUCUGAGCCGCCUUUCAUCCAAGAGCUGGGCUUUGGGGUGGCACCAGGGUUCCAGACUUUCGUGGCCACGCAGGAGCAGAGGCUCACAUACCUGCCGCCUCCGUGGGGCGAGUGCCGAUCCUCAGAGAUGGGACUCGACUUCUUUCCUGUUUACAGCAUCACCGCCUGUAGGAUCGACUGUGAGACCCGCUACAUCGUGGAGAAUUGCAACUGCCGAAUGGUCCACAUGCCAGGGGACGCCCCUUUCUGUACCCCCGAGCAGCACAAGGAGUGUGCAGAGCCUGCGCUCGGUCUGCUGGCGGAAAAGGACAGCAAUUACUGUCUCUGCAGGACACCCUGCAACCUGACCCGCUACAACAAAGAGCUCUCCAUGGUGAAGAUCCCCAGCAAGACGUCAGCCAAGUACCUCGAGAAGAAGUUUAACAAAUCAGAAAAAUAUAUCUCCGAGAACAUCCUCGUUCUGGAUAUAUUUUUUGAAGCUCUCAAUUACGAGACAAUUGAACAAAAGAAGGCGUAUGAAGUUGCUGCCUUACUUGGUGACAUUGGUGGCCAGAUGGGGUUGUUCAUUGGUGCUAGUAUCCUCACAAUACUAGAGCUCUUUGAUUACAUUUAUGAGCUGAUCAAAGAGAAACUAUUAGACCUGCUGGGCAAAGAAGAGGAUGAAGGGAGCCCCGACGAGAAUGUGAGCACCUGUGAGACGAUGCCAAACCACUCUGAAACCAUCAGCCACACUGUGACUGUGCCCCUGCAGACGGCCCUGGGGACCUUGGAGGAGAUCGCCUGCUGACAGCCCUCAGAGCGCCCGGCACCCCCAAGCAGACCCCGAGGCCCAAGACCCGGGACAGGGGACAGCAGGCUCAGGCGGGAUGGCCCCCGAUGACGGAAAGCAGCAAGAGCCCCCUAUGCACACAUAGCAAACUCUCUGCCAAAACCUCGCUGCGGCCACGUGGACACGGCCCGUCCUCGGUCCCCGCCGUGCGUCCCUCUUAGGAGACAUGAGACACAUUCUGGAACAGUCCAAGGACCAACCUGCCAUCACAUCUCACUGCCAGAUGUAGAAAGCACCUGCAUGCUCAGACUUCUCACGGCGCCACCUCCACGUCUGUCUGUGUACGAGACGCUCCGCUGCACGGUUCCCCCGCGGUGGGACCGGGUUCCGGCCCCCAGUCACCGCGAGGCCACAGCUGGAAUCGCAGCUGCACAAUCGAGGAAAACCGCAGAACUGUCGGCUACGUCCGGUCCUUGUGUGGUUCGUGAAGGUCCUUAACCUGCCCACAGUCCCUUCCUGCCCCAGCCGACCCUCCCCGCCGGGGGACCGGGCCGAGCCCCUCCAACCCCAGCGCCUGUGAUGGAGGCCUGUGGCCUGGUGACUCCGGCCCAUGUCCGUGGCUCCCACGCGUUCUGC